Messenger RNA from Toxotes jaculatrix (banded archerfish), 3194 nucleotides. It is a transcript of the gene gas7a, whose product is annotated as growth arrest-specific 7a. The record is from RefSeq and is a predicted model, not a curated record. The coding region runs from base 88 to 1341 and encodes 417 amino acids. Gene Ontology annotation, biological process: neuron projection morphogenesis; actin filament polymerization. The transcript is spliced from 14 exons. NCBI's taxonomy places the organism in Eukaryota, Metazoa, Chordata, Actinopteri, Toxotidae. Gene Ontology annotation, molecular function: actin filament binding. Gene Ontology annotation, cellular component: cytoplasm; plasma membrane; actin filament.
AUGAGAUCCAAUAAUCCUCUGUCUCCUCAUUCAUGUUUCCAGCGGCUGGUUGACUGACACUGUUCCUCAGCACAGCACCGCAGCAGCAUGAAGUCUGCGGCCGAGAGCUCUGCUGCGCCCAGAGAGGAGACUGACAGUCGGCUACUUCCCCCAGGAUGGAGGAGCUACACGUCACCUGAGGGACUGAGGUAUUACGUCAACAGCUGCAGUAAAGAAACAACGUGGCGACGUCCCUCCUCGUCGGCUGAGGCCCCGCAGAGACCGCUGGCACGACAAAACUCCUCACCAUAUGCCAACGGAUGUUACAGCAGUACGAAGACCAGUCGGCCCACGGACACCACCAGUGUUGCUCUGAGGAAACCGAAACAGCCCCCUGGCUCCGUCUCACCGGCCAAGAGGCAGAUCAAGGAGGUCAAGGAGACCAAGAUCACUAUCAACUGUGUGACCUUCCCGCUGCCUGGAGAAGGUCCGGAGCAGCAGCUCCUCAAACCCGACGAAUGGAGCUACUGCGAUUACUUCUGGACCGACAAGAAAGACCCCCAGGGGACGACCUCGGUGGCGGGCUUCGAGGUUCUUCUGCAGAAGCAGCUGAAGGGCAAGCAGAUGCAGAAAGAGAUGGCAGAGUUCAUCCACGAGAGGAUAAAGAUUGAAGAGGAAUAUGCCAAGAACCUCUCCAAGCUGUCUCUGAGCCCCCUGGCAGCACAGGAGGAAGGGACUCUCGGAGAAGCCUGGACUCAGCUGAAGAAGAGUCUCCACGAUGAGGCCGAGGUUCACCUAAAGUUCUCCAACAAGCUCCACUCUGAGGUAGAGAAACCUUUGCUGACGUUCAGAGGCGACAACUUCAAGAAGGACCUGAAAAAGUACGACCAUCACAUCGCCGACCUCAGGAAGCAGCUGGCGAGUCGCUACGCGAGCGUGGAGAAGGCCCGUAAAGCCCUGGCAGACAGGCAGAAGGAUCUGGAGGUGAAGACCCAGCAGCUGGAGAUCAAACUGAGCAACAAGACGGAGGAGGACAUAAAGAAGGCCCGGCGGAAAUCCACACAAGCAGGCGACGACCUGAUGCGCUGCGUGGAUCUGUACAACCAAACCCAGUCGAAGUGGUUUGAAGAAAUGGUCACCACCAGCAUGGAGCUGGAGAAACUGGAGGUCGAACGGAUCGAGUGGAUUCAGCAGCAUUUGCGCCAGUACACGACUCUGCGACAUGAAACAGACAUGUUCAACCAGAGUACGGUGGAGCCGGUCGACCAGCUGCUGCAGAACGUUGAUCCAGCCAAAGACAGAGAGCUGUGGGUGAAGGAGAACAAAACCGGUGAGGUUCGACCUGUGGAUAUGGACAUAUAAACCAUCCUGACCUGAGAUCAGCUGUUCUGUCUUCAGUAUUAUAACACAGUCCCAGAACACUUCUAAUAACACUGAUCCAGGGACAGUGCAUGUUCAGACUACAGAGGUCUGCUCAUCCUCUCUCUGACUGGUGUAACAGGAGGAAAGGUUCAUACUUAACGCAGUCUGAGGCCAGGGAACGGUAACGGAUCAAAGUACCAGCAUGUUCCUUCUAAAUUUUAACCCUAUCAUAAUCAACAUUAGCUUAUUGAAUGCCAUUUAACAUACUCUGCUGUUUACCUGUUGUAAAGUUGAGACUAUUAAAAAAAUAAAUGUAUUUUGAAUCGUUUAGUUUAGCUUCAAUCGACACUUUUCCAGUUUGAGUAAACCAAACAAAAAAAAAAAAGUCUGAUUAAUGAUAUUUCCCUUUAUUUUAGAUACAGAUAUUGAAGCAUAUCGAGAUCUUAGAAUGAAUAUGAUAUAUUUUCAUAUUUUGCUGGUUCGUUUUGGUGGAAAUGCAUGUUUUGAAUAUCUUGCUUUUACUGUAUAUGGAGAGCAGCACAAUUUGUGGAACCAUGAUGGUUGUUUUGGUAUAGUCAUUGAAUUUACAAGGUAUUCUGUAUCUCACAAGUGAUAGAAUCAAUUUAGGAGCUUUCUCCGAAAAAAAAAAAAUUAGACUCCAAGUGUACAGCGUUAAUAUCCAGUAACCUCAACUGUUGGCUAAAAACACACACACAUACACAGUGUUUAUGGAAUGUGAAAUUGAUUAUGCUCGCCACAAGUCCCAACGUGUGGUCGAUCGGAUUUAGGCCAGGGUCUAUUUUGGAUCAGUCCGGAGGAAAAAGGUGGUCCAAGUUACACUGAAACACCUUUUAGUGCCUAACGGUUAUAAACCUGGAAUGUCCUUGAUAUAUUCUACUCUGCAUCAGUGUACAUUUGUACAUACAGGCUAGAUGUAUUUUGCUGUCAAAUGUUUAAAAGGCCCCACAUCUUCGGGCCGAUGAGGUGUUUGUACUGUACUGUACUUGUUUGUUUUAUUUUUGGUAAAUGUACAGAGAAUAUCUUUAUGAUGGUGUUCGAUAAAAGGUGGCGACGUGCAGCAGAAACAGCGAAAUUCACCAAAUUACAGAAAAGAUGAAGUAAAUUUUUGAUAUGAAUCAGUCCAGUGGAGCAAAAGCCAGCUGACCCAUCCCCGUUGCAUAAAUGCGGAUGAAACGCAUUUUAUCAAAAACUGCAUGUACAGUACGUGUCUGUGUUUACGUGUGUGUGUGUGUAUGUGUGUCUUUCUGUCUGUCUUUGUCUUUACAUUUUGUUGUGGUCUAUCUGCUUUGGAUUUAUUUGGAUUAUUACCUUCCUGCGGCCAUUCAUUUCAAUUUCUUUAGGAGGAUGAAGCCGAUCAAGUAACAAACAUUUGAGCUGUAAUCUUCAUCCAGCUGCAGGCACAAGAAAAAAAUUGCUGUGGAAAAAAAUAAAUAAUUGCUUACCUGCCCUAUCACCAACACACUGAUCAUUUGUUUAGUUGUAAAACAAAGAAGAGUCACCUUUAUUUGAAUCUUGGUGGAUUCAUUACGUUCAGACCUUUCUUUGAACUCAAACAGCUUCGUGCUCAGGUUUAAAAUAGCAUAUCUGUUGUAGAGGUUUUAUCAGUGUGUGUCAAUGUUGUGUGGUAAACGUAAAGGUUAUUAUGUUCCAACUAAAUGUUCUUGAUGAGAAUCGACAGUUUCAUGAUGACGUAACGGUUGAGUUAACUGCCCUUCUGUGGUGAACAUUUUCAUAACAUGCAUUAAAUCCGAUGUUCCCGAUGUUUUAAGAAUGUUUGAUCAUAGGUGACCUCUGUCCCAACGGUGUACUGUGGAAUGCAGUGUCCAAAUUAA